GUUCUGAAAACGUAUUUUCUACUGAUCUGGCAACUUCCGUACCGUCAAUCUAGUCGACGCGAGCUCAAAAUCAUGGCGGACGAAGUUGAGCAGCAACCGACUACCAACACAGUUGAGGAGCCACUUGAUCUGAUCAGGCUCAGCCUAGAUGAACGGAUCUAUGUGAAGAUGAGGAAUGACCGGGAGCUCCGCGGCCGACUCCAUGCAUAUGACCAGCACCUGAACAUGAUCUUGGGUGAUGUGGAGGAAACAGUGACUACAGUGGAGAUUGAUGAGGAGACAUAUGAAGAACUUUACAAGUCUACCAAGAGGAACAUCCCCAUGCUGUUCGUCCGAGGAGAUGGAGUCGUCCUUGUAGCUCCGCCUCUCAGAGUGGGCUAACAUGACGGUACCUGGUGUUAAGGAGGGUCCGUGGCACAUUCAAAGAGUGAUAAGGUGGUGAUGCCAUGGCGUACUACAGGAGGGGUGUUAAAAUGUGUCACUCCCCCUAAUGAUGGACUCUUAAACCAGCAUCUUUCACUAUGGAAACUUUAGUUUCCCUUUUUUUUUUUUGGUUAGGCAAAGAAAGUUUUCAUGGGAUGAGAAAUGACAGUUUGGAAUGACAGGUUUUGUUUCUUUCUUUUUUUUUUUUUAA
This is a messenger RNA of Melanotaenia boesemani (Boeseman's rainbowfish), 634 nucleotides long. It is a transcript of the gene lsm3, whose product is annotated as LSM3 homolog, U6 small nuclear RNA and mRNA degradation associated. Gene Ontology annotation, molecular function: RNA binding. The coding region runs from base 73 to 381 and encodes 102 amino acids. The transcript is spliced from 4 exons. Gene Ontology annotation, biological process: mRNA splicing, via spliceosome; P-body assembly. The record is from RefSeq and is a predicted model, not a curated record. Gene Ontology annotation, cellular component: Lsm1-7-Pat1 complex; P-body; precatalytic spliceosome. Lineage: Eukaryota; Metazoa; Chordata; Actinopteri; Atheriniformes; Melanotaeniidae.